Messenger RNA from Tribolium castaneum (red flour beetle), 889 nucleotides. RefSeq names its product ER membrane protein complex subunit 7 (gene EMC7). The record is from RefSeq and is a predicted model, not a curated record. NCBI's taxonomy places the organism in Eukaryota, Metazoa, Arthropoda, Insecta, Coleoptera, Tenebrionidae. The transcript has a single exon. Gene Ontology annotation, cellular component: EMC complex. Gene Ontology annotation, molecular function: carbohydrate binding. Bases 157 to 825 code for a protein of 222 amino acids.
GACCAUAAACACGCACUUAAAUGGGCCAAAUAAAUAAUUAAUUUGUGCGAUAAUACGGCCCCAAAGAUUAAUUAUUAAUAUUUAAAAAUUCGAAAGUUGUGGCAAGUGACAGUGACAGCUAAAUUCCCCAACUUGGUUCCUCGUUCAAUAUUUACAAUGCUGUACUGGUGUCCCCUUUUGGCCCUGCUGGGGGCCCCCUUGUGCCUGUGCCAAGCCAGCUUCGAGGACGAGCCCGACUCGGGGCGCUACGCCAUCGAGGGGCGCAUCUUCCCCCUGUCGGACUACCAGACGAGUCAAGCCAACUGGCAAGCCAACACUCGAAUUCACGUAAACGGGGGCGAGUUCAUCGGGUUUGUCAAGAAGGACGGCUCUUUCACCGUCCAUAACGUCCCCUCGGGCUCGUACGUCCUCGAAGUGCUCAACCCGGAGUACACCUUCGAGCCGGUCCGGGUGGAGAUCAACUCCAAAGGCAAAUAUCGCGCCCGCAAAGUCAACUACAUCCAGCCCACCCAGGUCAUACAAGUGCCCUAUCCGCUGAAGAUGAAGGCCUUGGCCAAGACGCGCUACUUCCAGCUGCGGGAGCAGUGGAGGAUCACCGACUUCAUCUUCAACCCCAUGGUGCUGAUGAUGGUUCUGCCCCUGGUCUUGGUCAUGCUGUUGCCCAAGAUGAUGAACGAUCCCGAGACCAAGAAGGAAAUCGACCAGAUCCAGAGUCUGACGAACUUUGAAAUGGGGGAUAUGACUGACAAGUUGUCCAAUUUUUUGGCGGGGCCGAGCACCGCCCAGCAGAAUAAAAAGCCGCAAAAGAGCAAGAAGCGGCAAUAGGCGGUUGUUGUGUAUAGUUGUUGUUUUUAAUAAAAAAAAAUAAAGGUGUUACAAAGCUACAAAA